This is a messenger RNA of Impatiens glandulifera, 1212 nucleotides long. Its product is annotated as protein EXORDIUM-like 2. The transcript has a single exon. Bases 88 to 999 code for a protein of 303 amino acids. Lineage: Eukaryota; Viridiplantae; Streptophyta; Magnoliopsida; Ericales; Balsaminaceae. The record is from RefSeq and is a predicted model, not a curated record.
CUACUAUAAUCCAUCUAUUUUUGUAGCUUAAUAAAUUUCUUCUUCGAUCAAACAAACAAAAAAAAAAAAACAUCGAUUCAAACAAAGAUGUCGCCUUUCUUCUCACUCCUCUUCUUCUUCUUCUUCCUCAUCUCCCACUCAUCCAUGGCAAUGGCAGCCCUUGUUAAGGACCCACCUCUGGUCUUAAAAUACCACAACGGCCCUCUUUUGAAAGGCAAAGUAACCCUUAAUCUCCUCUGGUAUGGCCAAUUCACCCCAACCCAACGCUCCAUAAUUUCCGAUUUCAUCCUCUCUCUCACCAGUACCUCCGUCAAAUCCCCCCCGUCGCCCUCCGUCAACUCCUGGUGGCGCACAACCGAUAAAUUCAAAGGCGGCGCCUCCACUCUCAUACUCGGAAAACAAACGCUCGACCAGACCUAUUCUCUUGGAAAGUCCUUAACCAACAAACAUCUAAUCGCCUUGGCUUCUAAAACUAAUACUGCUGCUGGUCUUAACAACAACACGGUUAACGUCGUAUUAACGGCAAACGACGUGGCCGUUAGCGGUUUCUGCAGCAGGUGCGGGACCCACAGUUCGGUCAGGACAAAAACUGGGCGUAUGGUUUACGCGUGGGUUGGGAAUUCGGAGACUCAGUGUCCUGGUCAGUGCGCGUGGCCCUUUCACCAACCAAUAUACGGUCCACAGACGGCGCCGUUAGUGGCUCCUAACGGCGACGUGGGUUUAGACGGAAUGGUGAUAAAUCUGGCGACGGUGUUGGCGGGGACGAUAACGAAUCCGUUUAACAGUGGGUAUUUUCAGGGUCCGGUUAUGGCUCCGUUAGAGGCGGUAACGGCUUGCACCGGGAUGUUUGGAUCGGGUGCGUACCCGGGAUAUGCGGGUGAGGUUAUUUUGGAUAAGGAAACGGGUGCGAGCUAUAAUGCGCAGGGGGUGGAGGGUAGGAAGUAUUUGUUACCGGCCAUGUGGGACCCAACCACUUCAAAAUGCUCCACUUUAGUUUGAUUUGAUUUGAUGAUGUGAAAGGAACAAGGGCUUGGAUAUGGUGUGUGCACGUACAUCAUAUAUAUACAAUGGUAUCUCCUUUAAGAUUUUAUUUGGUAAAAGUAAAACAAUUGUUGUUUGUCUUCUUUUUGUAGCACUUUGUAUAUGCACGUUUUUAUUUCAGUAUAUUGUUAUUAAUAUAUUAUAAAAGCAAGAAAUAAAAUAAAUGGUCUU